Messenger RNA from Drosophila miranda, 1148 nucleotides. Its product is annotated as enkurin domain-containing protein 1-like. Gene Ontology annotation, cellular component: cytoplasmic microtubule. The transcript is spliced from 4 exons. Lineage: Eukaryota; Metazoa; Arthropoda; Insecta; Diptera; Drosophilidae. The record is from RefSeq and is a predicted model, not a curated record. Bases 1 to 894 code for a protein of 297 amino acids.
AUGUCAAAAUUUCGCCACACUAUCGUCGGAAUAGAAUAUGUCAAACACAUCAAUUCGUCCGAUACCUACGCUGGCGAACGUUUUGACGGCUUGGAAUCGCGCAAUCCUAUGCGCAAUGACCCGUCGGUGGAAGCACAGAAAGAUUUUGAGCAGUCACCGGACAGAUAUUCAGAACGCUGCAGCUCUUGCCGCACCCAACGCAGCUUCACAAGCAUUGGCAUACAGACAGAAGAUAUCACAGAUGAGCUCUACCUAACAAAUGCCUUAAAAAAAUGCAGUUUUGAUGGUGAUUCUAUGCUGGAUGAGCACCCCAAUAAAUAUGACAACAAUUACAGACGGUCCUCCAAUCGUUACGAUAAUAACGAAAACGAGCAUCUUCAGCCCAGUCGGUUCAACAUGAAUGAGUUGAACGCAAUGAUACCCUUACCCGACGUUGAUCUGAGAACUGAAGUUGCUUCGGAUGAAGAGGCUCCGCUUAGUGCCCGCAGCCGCUUUACAGUGGCCACAAUGGCAUCAAAUGCUAGCACCACGUCCAUAACAUCGAAGCGCCGCGAGCACAAGCUGGGAUCACGCGACGAAUUGCGUCUUCCGCGCUACCUGGAGAAGGAAAAGCGCGAAAAGGCCGCAGCCAAGGAGCUUGCCGAUGCACGGGAUCCGGACUGUCCACGCGGACAUACUCUGCUCUCGGAGGAGGAUCGUGUUGGCCACUUGAACAGCGCAAAGAAGCGCUAUGAUGGUCCAAUCAGUGAGCUUAAUCACAUGCCCAUGACCGCCCAGACUCUUCGGGUGCGCAACCGCAAGGCGGAAAUCGACAAGGAGCUGGGUAUCGUAGAUGAGGAGAUACGCGUCUACUCCAAGCCCAAGGUAUACAUCUGCUCUAGCAAAUAUCAGUAGCUGUGAUGGCUGUACUCGCAACAUCCCAAAGAAGUCUUUGCAUCAAAUGAUUGUUAGUUCUACGAUCUCCCUAAAAACUAUCUACUAUGACCUCCGCCGUACAUGUGCCUUAAGGAGUCUUUAUGAAUGCAUGAAUCUAGUCUUGUGUUAACUAUAUUUAAGAAUAGUUUCCACGUCAUCAAUGGAGCCAGUCUUAUGAAUGCAACCAAGUGAAGACUCCAGUAAACACAACAGAAUUUCUUCAUUAAACAGUA